This is a messenger RNA of Clarias gariepinus (North African catfish), 2139 nucleotides long. RefSeq names its product RNA binding protein, mRNA processing factor 2a (gene rbpms2a). The record is from RefSeq and is a predicted model, not a curated record. Gene Ontology annotation, molecular function: protein homodimerization activity; mRNA binding. NCBI's taxonomy places the organism in Eukaryota, Metazoa, Chordata, Actinopteri, Siluriformes, Clariidae. The coding region runs from base 487 to 1101 and encodes 204 amino acids. Gene Ontology annotation, biological process: negative regulation of smooth muscle cell differentiation. The transcript is spliced from 8 exons.
UUCACCUUUAAUAUGAUUGAUCAGCGAAUGGAAAGGCAGAGGAGCAGGGCGCGCGCGCGGAGACAUCUUCACCUUUUCAAUUGUCUUCCAUUUCUCUCCUGAUUGAAUUUAAACUCAGACGAGCUUGAUGUGAGCAAGGCAGGGGGAAAACCAACCCAAAAAAAAAAAAAAUCACUUCUUUUUCCCUUUCUCACCCUCACAGUGCACUUCUCCACUACAUCACCUUUAAUUUUUUUGGUUGUUGUUUCUUUUUUUUUUUCUUUUUCAUUUUCUGGUACCUCCUUGGAUACUUUGGCUUACAGCACGGCUUCACCUGGGCACGUCUUUUCCUGAAGUCUCACCAAACGACACCAAGAGUUUCUUCUGGCAACUUUAACGCACGUCAGGGCAAAAAAAAAGAGAGAGAGAAAAGAAAAGAAACCGACAGGGAAAACGAAAGAAAAAGUUUUUCUUCUCUAUCGCGUAAAGAAGCGUUAAAGUUACACAAUGAGUCUCAAAUCAGAUUCUGAGCCGAGCAACAGUGUAUCAUUAGAGGAGGAGGUACGAACCCUAUUUGUCAGCGGUCUUCCGGUAGACAUCAAGCCGAGGGAGUUGUACCUGCUGUUCAGGCCGUUUAAGGGAUAUGAAGGAUCACUUAUUAAACUAACCUCAAAGCAGCCUGUUGGCUUUGUUACCUUCGACAGCAGGUCCGGAGCCGAAGCAGCGAAAAACGCAUUAAAUGGGAUUCGCUUCGACCCAGAAAACCCCCAGACACUGCGUCUGGAGUUUGCUAAGGCUAACACCAAGAUGGCGAAGAGUAAGCUGAUGGGAACGCCGAACCCUUCAAGCCUGCACCCAGCUCUUGGAGCUCACUUUAUCGCACGUGACCCAUAUGACCUGACUGGCGCGGCACUGAUCCCAGCAUCCCCAGAGGCAUGGACACCGUAUCCACUCUACACCACUGAGCUAGCCCCUGGCCUGCCCCACACUGCCUUCACCUACCCUGCAGCCGCCGCAGCCGCCGCCGCCUUGCACGCCCAGGUGAGCGAGCAACCGAUGCGCUGGUACCCAACACCCUCUGACACUUCACAGCCUGCAUGGAAAUCCCGCCAGUUCUGUUAGAUCUAUAAUAGUGCUGCUCAGUACAUGCAGGUUUGUCCCUCCGUCCAUCCAUCGCUCCAAGUAAGGGGUACUGAGCUCAAGAUUUAAUUUAGUCAGGUAUAUUUAACAAAAUAAAGUGUAUGAAUGACUUUACGAUUCUGGAGAAUACUCUUCUCUGAAGGACCCUCAUUAUUUUUAUAUAUAUAUAUAUAUAUAUAUAUAUAUAUAAAAAAAGAAGGUUCCUUAGGCCUCAUGGGCUAAUGGUACAGUCUCCACUUUUCAAAGCCACACAUGUGACGAGCCAAUCAUGUGCAAGUUGAACAUUUCUAGCUGCUCUCUCUUGGUUGUGUGUUUCAAGGGGGGAAUGGGGAUAAUCAUUAUGCAUGUUGAAGUACAGUAUAUGGCAUGAAAUGUAGAAUGCAAAGUUGUCUUUAUUCUCCUCCUUGUGUUGCCAUUUGGUCAAGCUUAAGCUUUCUUGCUCUUGUCAAGAUCUUGUAUUUGAUGUUACUUGCAAGAUAGAGGACUACAACUCGUUACUACCGAGUCUUCUUUUGUUUUUGUGUGCUGAAAAUGAAUUCCACAUGCACUGGUUUUUUUUUUCUUUUUCUUUUUCUUUUUCUUUCUUUCUUUUUUUUUUCUACUCUAUGAUUGUGACUGUAAAAUUGUCCGUGAUGGACGAAUCCUUCUGAGACGCUUCUCCUUGAGACCUCAAAUCCAUUGUCCCUGCUCUGGUGUCUGUGCUUGUUUAGAGUAUAUUUGAACAAAAAAAGUACAAGUAUUUUUGUACAUUUGUGUAAUAAUGGAUAUUUAUGCAUUUUUGUGAAAGUAAAUAAGUAUAUCUGUAUAAGAUGUUAAGUCUAGGCUUAUUUUGAUAUUUUGUCUUUAGCUUGUUUGAAGUAGAUAAGUGCAAUUUAUUUUUAUUUUGUGUGUUGAAUACUGACCUACCCAGACUGUGGCAGAACUAAGUUUAAUGAAUGAAAUGGUCUGCUAAAAUGAUAAUGUUUUUUUUUUUUUUUUUUCCAGAAUGUGAAACUGGAUAAUAAACAGCUUGAUCUGUGA